Molecule: messenger RNA, 1395 nt
Organism: Helianthus annuus (common sunflower)
Lineage: Eukaryota; Viridiplantae; Streptophyta; Magnoliopsida; Asterales; Asteraceae
Product: peroxisomal (S)-2-hydroxy-acid oxidase GLO4
Exons: 12
Coding region: 173-1267 (364 amino acids)
Molecular function (GO): oxidoreductase activity; FMN binding
Source: RefSeq, a predicted model, not a curated record
UUGGUGACAAUGACCGGACAACACAUCAUUUAUCUUCAAACGUUGACACAUUUGUCUGACAUUCUGAUUUCCCAUGUAAAGUGGCUCACUUCCUAAAACAAACUCCCCCAACACCAGCUUUCUCACAAGGCCAUCACCAGAUCAUUACCAAUUAAGAGAAGCAAAAGUCAAAAUGGGUGAUGAACCAGUCAAUGUGAAGGAGUAUCAAGAAUUGGCGAAACAAGUCCUCCCGAAAAUGUAUUACGACUACUUUGCUGGAGGAUCUGAGGAUCAACACACACUCAGAGAAAAUGUUGAUGCAUUUCAAAGAAUUAUUAUUCGGCCAAGAAUUCUUGUGGAUGUGAGCAAAAUAGAUAUGUCAACAACCAUAUUGGGUUACAAAACUUCAGCACCAAUUAUGAUUGCUCCAACUGCUAUGCAUAAAUUGGCACAUCCUGAAGGAGAGAUCUUGACAGCCAAGGCAGCGGCUGCAUGUAAUGUCAUAAUGGGGUUAUCUUUCAUGUCUACAUGCACAAUAGAGGAAGUUGCUUCCAGUUGCAAUGCUGUUCGAUUCUUUCAGUUAUAUGUCUACAAGAGACGUGAAAUAGCCGCUCUGAUGGUGAAAAGAGCUGAAACAAAUGGAUUCAAAGCUAUUCUUCUUACGGUUGACACUCCUAAACUUGGUCGUAGGGAAGCCGACAUAAAAAACAAAAUGAUUGCGCCUCAGCUGAAGAAUUUUGAAGGUCUCAUUUCAACUGAAGUUGAUGAUAAUAAGGGUUCAAAUCUUGAAGCUUCUGCAUCCAGGAACUUUGAUCCUUCUGUAUCUUGGAAGGACAUUGCUUGGCUAAAGUCCAUUACAAAGUUGCCGAUAAUGAUCAAGGGUGUACUUACCCGUGAAGACGCCAUUAAAGCUUUGGAAGUAGGAGUUGAAGGAAUCAUCGUCUCUAACCAUGGAGCUCGCCAGCUAGAUUAUGUUCCCGCCACCAUUUCUGUUCUCGAAGAGGUGGUAGAUGCGGUUCAAGGAAGAGUACCGGUUCUGUUUGAUGGAGGAAUAAGGCAAGGAACGGAUGUAUUCAAAGCUUUAGCUCUCGGUGCAGACGCGGUUAUGGUUGGGAGACCGAUUGUGUACGGGUUGGCAGCGAAGGGGGAGUAUGGAGUUAGAAGAGUGAUUAAAAUGUUGAAGGAUGAACUCGAGCUUACGAUGGCUCUUUCGGGUUGCCCCACUCUCAAUGAUAUAACCAGGAACCAUGUCAGAACCCGAGUCGACAAUCACCAUUGUAGACUGUAGUUCCAAAUAAUCUUAUCAAGAAUCAUGUGAUUAGAAUAAUAUAGAUGGGUUGUAUGACAUUUUGAAAUAUAGUAUUUUUAUAUGAAACCAAACAUCAUAUAAGGAAAAAUUACAAGUUUUGUCCUUUA